AUGACUACUCAAGUCACGCCGUCCAAACAGGCAGCUGCAAGCCUGGAGACCCUCAAGAUGAAGGACAGCCCUGUCAAGAAGCUCGACUUCAACGCCGACAAUAAGGAAAACAUGCUCGAGGCCGUUGACUCUGUUGCUCCAUCAGAUCUUACCACCACAAAACCUACUGCAGAAAUCAAGGCCACUCCAGCACCUACACCAGUUGUAAAGACAAUCAAGGAGCUAGAAGCUGAUGAACCCCUCCUGAGAGAGAAUCCGCAUCGAUUUGUUCUCUUCCCUUUGCAGUAUCAUGAGAUUUGGAACAUGUACAAGCGAGCAGAGGCUUCAUUCUGGACAGCCGAGGAAGUUGAUCUGUCCAAGGAUCUUCAUGAUUGGCACAACCGCUUGAACGAUGAUGAGCGGUACUUCAUCUCUCACGUUCUGGCCUUCUUCGCCGCCUCCGAUGGCAUUGUCAAUGAAAAUCUUCUUGAACGCUUCAGCACUGAGGUUCAAGUCCCAGAGGCUCGGUGCUUCUAUGGAUUUCAAUGUGCCAUGGAGAACAUCCAUUCAGAAAUGUACAGCUUGCUCAUCGAUACUUACAUCAACGACCCCAAGCAAAAGACUUAUCUUUUCGAUGCUAUUGACACAAUUCCGUGCAUCCGCAAGAAAGCCGACUGGGCCAUGAAGUGGAUCUCAGACAAGCAGUCCUCGUUUGCACAGCGUCUUGUCGCCUUCGCCGCUGUUGAGGGUAUCUUCUUCUCAGGCUCCUUCGCCUCGAUCUUCUGGCUGAAGAGCAAGGGACUGAUGCCCGGACUGACCUUCUCCAACGAACUCAUCUCACGCGACGAGGGCAUGCACACAGACUUUGCUUGCCUCCUGCUACAGCAUCUCAACCACAAACCAGACCCGAAGCUCAUUGAGCGAAUUAUCACAGAAGCAGUCGAGAUCGAGAAGGAAUUCCUGACAGAUGCCCUUCCCGUAGCACUGCUCGGAAUGAACUCAAAGCUCAUGCAGCAAUACAUUGAGUUCGUCGCUGACCGCCUCCUACUCGCCAUGGGCAACAAGCGAUUUUACAAUUCCCAGAACCCAUUCAGCUUUAUGGAGAACAUCUCACUCGCAGGCAAGACCAACUUCUUCGAGAAGCGUGUUGGAGACUACCAGAAGGCGGGUGUCAUGUCCGGUACGAAGAAGCAAGAAGAGAAGUCCACGUCGCCCGGCGAGGAAAAGACCGAAAGCGACAGCAACGGUAUCAACUUUGAUGAAGAUUUCUAG
Exophiala aquamarina CBS 119918 is the source of this 1251-nucleotide messenger RNA. RefSeq names its product ribonucleoside-diphosphate reductase small chain. The transcript has 4 exons. Gene Ontology annotation, molecular function: oxidoreductase activity. Lineage: Eukaryota; Fungi; Ascomycota; Eurotiomycetes; Chaetothyriales; Herpotrichiellaceae. Bases 1 to 1251 code for a protein of 416 amino acids. Gene Ontology annotation, biological process: deoxyribonucleotide biosynthetic process. The record is from RefSeq and is a predicted model, not a curated record.